This is a messenger RNA of Ilex paraguariensis (yerba mate), 460 nucleotides long. NCBI's taxonomy places the organism in Eukaryota, Viridiplantae, Streptophyta, Magnoliopsida, Aquifoliales, Aquifoliaceae. The record is from the annotation of a GenBank genome assembly.
GAUCAUUCAGAAAAAGCUGUUUGAAAGAAGUGCAUAAUUGACAGGCACUCUUGGCUCCAUUCUCUCUCGCUGAAAAUAAAAGCAUGUGUCCAUCCAUCCCCUCACAAGCCAUGAGUUACAUUUGCAACACCAGAAAUUAACCAGAAUCACAACUACUUGUCUCUUAAGCUAGCAUGAAGACUCUCUGUCUCAUACUCCUCCUACUCUUAUUCUGCUCAUCCUCAGGCAGGACAGAAGGCAUCAGAGAUGUUGUGAAGCUCUCUAACGUGCAUAAUCAGGUGGAUACUCGGAUGAAGUUGAGAGAGGGGUCUUCAGUGGAUAAAAGGGUCUUCAGUGCAAUGUUAGCGGAUUAUCAUGAUCCUGGAUCCAAUCCUGCUCACGAUCCAGGGAAAGGAAAAUCUGGGGGUAAAGGCGGCAACCCUUGAUCAACCCAUUAUCAGUAUAAAGUGUUCAAGUGCUC